This is a messenger RNA of Osmerus eperlanus (European smelt), 4620 nucleotides long. RefSeq names its product ADAM metallopeptidase domain 9 (gene adam9a). Gene Ontology annotation, biological process: proteolysis. The transcript is spliced from 23 exons. Gene Ontology annotation, cellular component: plasma membrane. Bases 351 to 2828 code for a protein of 825 amino acids. Gene Ontology annotation, molecular function: metalloendopeptidase activity. The record is from RefSeq and is a predicted model, not a curated record. Lineage: Eukaryota; Metazoa; Chordata; Actinopteri; Osmeriformes; Osmeridae.
GCGCAUGCGCUGUAUUAUUCAUUCUAGUCGGGUUCACGCUGGACUGUGCGACUCGUUUGAACCUUAACGGUGCUCGGUUCAAAAAAGAUUAGUGAUUCAGCAUUAAUGUUUAUUAUAAAUACAUUUAGCAUGCGAUACGGAUAUACCUAAAAGACUUGAAUAGUCAUUAGUAAUGUUAUUGUAUCUCUCAUGGGUGAGAAAUAGUUUUACCAAUAUGGCAAUGUAAUAAUUGUUGGGGUAGGCUUUUUACAGUAUGUAGAAAAGGCACUUCGUAAUUGCUUGGAAGGCAACGCCUGGAUAAUAAGACGUACUUCCGUUAAAUCGGCUGCUUUGUUGACAGUUAGUCAAAAAUGGGGAUUACAUUGUUUUCCCAUCAGUGUUUUCAAAUAGUGUGUCUCGUCGCUUUACUCAAUGGAAUCGGUGACUGCAGCGAAGGGCCAAGCUCGUCACAGACGUCCCAGUUCUCGUCGUAUGAGGUGACGGUCCCCAGGAGGGUAGACAAGCAUCGCAGGGAUCUGGACUCCACCGAGGCUGAGCGGGUGUCCUAUGUAAUCAGUGCCCAAGGGGAAGAGCAUGUCGUCAUAUUGGAGAAAAACGAACUCCUACUUCCUGAGGACUUCACAGUGUACACCUACUCUGAGGAUGGGACGUUAUUCACGCAGCGACCCUCCAUGCAGGACCACUGUCAGUACCGGGGUUACGUCCUGGACCAGGAAGACUCCUCCGUAGCCAUGAGCAUCUGCAACGGUCUCAGAGGCGUUCUCCAUAUGGGAAAUUCCAGCUAUGGCAUCGAGCCCCUGGAGUCCUCCUCAGCCAAUCAGCACCUGUGGUACCGGCUAGAGGAUGUGAGGUCACAACCGCUGGUGUGUGGCACGCCUCACACUGAGCGUGCUCACACUGAGGAGCACACCCACUCUGACACACACAGAGAGACUGUCAGCCACCACCUGAGGAGAAAGCGUGCUGUGCUUCACAAGACCCACUACGUGGAGCUCCUGCUGGUGGUGGACAACGAGAGGUUCAUCUAUAUGCACAGGAACCAGACGGCUGUGAGAGCAGAGAUGGUCCACUUAGCCAACUUCGUUGACAGUAUGUAUGUGGAGUUGAAUGUGCGGAUCGUGCUGGUGGGCCUGGAGAUCUGGACCCACCAGAACCCCAUCAGCACCGAGGGCAGCGCGGGGGAGGUCCUGACCCGCUUCACCCAGUGGAGGGAGCAGGAGCUGGUGCCACGGCGACGACACGACAGCGCCCAGCUCAUUCUGAAUAAGAGUUUUGGAGCGACAGCAGGCAUGGCGUUCGUGGGCAUGGUCUGCUCACGGAGUCACGGAGGGGGGAUCAACGUGUUCACCAACAACAACAUCCCCGCGUUGGCGUCCAUCGUGGCCCACGAGCUGGGGCACAACCUGGGCAUGAACCACGACGACGGGCGGGAAUGCCACUGCCCCUACUGCAUCAUGCACUCAGGAGCCACCGGUUCGCGCAACUUCAGCAGCUGCAGUGCUGACGACUUUGAGAAAAUGAUCCUGAACAUGGGAGGAAACUGCCUGCUGAACAUCCCGCGGCCGGACGAGGCCUACAGCGCCCCCUACUGUGGAAACAAGCUGGUGGACGUAGGAGAGGAGUGUGACUGUGGCUCAGACAAGGAGUGUGAGAAGGACCCCUGCUGUGAGGCAAAGACAUGCAAGCUAAAGUCCGGGGCUCAGUGUGCCUUCGGAGUAUGCUGCAAGAACUGCCAGUUCCUGCCUGGGGGGGCUGUGUGUAGGGCCAGUAACGACGACUGCGACCUGACGGAGUACUGUAAUGGCUCCUCAGCCCUCUGCCAGAACGAUGUCUUCAAGCAGAACGGCCAUCCCUGCCGGGACCAGCAGGCAUACUGCUACAACGGAAAGUGCCAGCACUACGACGGGCAGUGCCAGGCCAUCUUUGGGUCCAAGGCCAAGGAAGCUCCAGAAAUAUGUUUUGAAGAUGUCAACUCCAAGGGAGAUCGCUUUGGAAAUUGUGGCUAUCAGAGUAACGGCUACAAGAAAUGCGAGAAAAUAAACGCCAAGUGUGGGAAGCUACAGUGUUCCAACGUGCAAUCGGUGACGGUGUUUGGCAUCGAGCCGUCCAUCAUCCAGACGCCCAUCCGGAAUAGGUCCAUCCACGCCGGGACCAAGUGCUGGGGCGUUGACUUCCUGUUGGGUUCCGACGUCCCCGACCCUGGCAUGGUCAACGAGGGCACCAAGUGUAAAGAGAACAAGGUCUGUCUGAACUACGACUGCAGGAAUGCAAACGUUCUCAAUUACGACUGUGAUGUUGAGAAGAAAUGCCAUGGCCAUGGGGUGUGUAACAGCAACAGGAACUGUCACUGUGACAACGACUGGGCCCCACCUUUCUGUGAGGUCAAAGGUUACGGGGGCAGCAUCGACAGCGGCCCAACGUGGAACGACAAGGACACGUCCACCAGGGACGGGCUGCUGGUCUUCUUCUUCCUGGUUCUUCCUCUCAUGGCUCUCUGCGCCUUCGUCUUCUUCAGGAGGAACGAGCUGCAGAGGCGCUUUUGCAGGAGGAAGAGGUCGCAGGGCUUUGAGGCUAAUAGUCAACCUCUAGCCAAUCCUGGCAGAGGCCCGCCUCCUAGGAACCCCCCUCCGAGGGGUGGCAACACCAACAACAUCGUCAAGGACGGGCUUCAUGCCAAGUUUUUACCACCCGAGGAGGUGGUUCAGACAAGCAGGACAGCCUCAGUUCCAGCUUAUGCUGCAAGGCCUCCCCCUCCACUUCUUGGAAGACCAUCUGCUCCUUCUUCACAACUAGUGCCUCAAAGAGCCGCCCCCCCACCUCCUGUCUAACCAAUGGGAGAUGGGUGUCUGUCUAGUGGGGCGAGCUAGUCCCACCAAACACCCCAACCUCACACCUCAACUCACUUCACCACAUACAACCCAUCUACAGAACAGCACUCUGCCAAACCCCUGAUGGGAAAUGCAGUCUUUCGACCACGACACACUUCCUACAAUACAGCGCUGAACCCUGACGAUCUCCUAACGAACCAUCAUGAACCCUAAUGAACCGUGUUACUGAGCUGGACCAGGUCUGACUUCCCGGUGUUACAGACAGGAAACUGAGCUUCGGUAGGAGUGGGAACACUUCUUCCUCUUCUCUCUCUCUCUCUCUCUCUCUCUGUCUCUCUCUCUGUCUCACAGCACUGUCAAAGGAACGUAACUCUAACCCCAGAUCUCUGGCAGGGCAGGUACAAGACAGUCUGGCCGUAAGCUUGGUGUGUCUGUACAAGAACACCGUCUGCAGAUACAGCUGGAUGCUGUGGUGGGAGUGUCCACUGCCUGUGUUCCACCCUACUCCUCAAACCCAACAGUUUUAUUAUGUCCAGAAUGACGUUUUAACUUUUAGUUUCUAAUAAACCUCUACUCAUUAGUCCAGGGAUCUGCCGGAUAUGUAAUGUACUAUGUAACAUGUUGUAUUUUUUUACAGUCACACAGGAAACCGAUAUCACUGAACACCCCUUAGAUCUUAAACCUAGGCCACACUAUGUAAACCUUUUGUUUCUACAUUUAAUUGCAGUACAAGUUUGAAUUUGACAGCGAUUUGCAAAAUGUGUGCAAUACUUUGAGAACAUAAUAGGUUGCUCUGACAACCUUUCGAUGCAUCUGACCUCGUUGAAAGUUGCGGAACCUUCGCUGGUUUCAUCAACUAGACAAUCUUAACCAUACAUUAGGUAGUGAACGUACCUGGAUCUGUUCAUAAACAAAUUUGAGUUUCUGACAGUCAAGAUCCUAUUCCAAUGUUGCAGUUUUUGCAGCCAACAGAUUGUAUAGAAGAUGGUUGGUUUGUUUUAUUUGCCAAUGAACUAUUACCUAUGUAGGUAUCAAAUCAAUUCUACUUAUUGAACAUGUUUUUUAAUGAUUGUGAUACGUUAUGUGAAUCCACUAUUACCUUUUGACUGUGGUUUGGUGUAUCCUUGAUUUCUUUGAGCAAAAUGAUAUAACCCCCAUAUAUGGACAUGUAUUUUUCCUAUGAAGGGCUACACAGUAACACCACAAUGAUCCUGACAACAUGCCAUAACUAUACUGUUGGGAUAUACAUCAUAGUCACGUGCUUCCGGUUUAGGUGAGUGAGGCUAUGCCUCUGGGAAAGACACAAGUCUGACUCAAGUGCCUCUACUCUCACCAUGAACACGCCAUCCCACAGUAAUAUGGCAAUACUCCACCGAAUGAUCCCUGAUGGUGCAUAAAAACACAAUCCAGCUUCCAAGACGCCAUCUUCUUCUGAAAACAGACUUCGCCUUGUGCCAUACAGUUACAAUACACGCGGAAGAAGAUUCAAACAUUGUGUGUUUUGUUUGAGGGUGUACAUAGGACCGUUUGCCUCUGCACAUUUAACAUUUGAUGUUUGCAGGUUAACUGUAAAUGUAUGAUAUAUCAUCAGUAUACACAAUGAAUGGAUUACGUGGUUAGCCUGAUUGCACUGCUUCCCUCCCCUUUAAUCCUCCAUGUCCUCUAUAUGACGAGAUGUGUGAGCUGUAUGUAGUUGAAUGACACUUGAGUCUUCAGUGAGACUUGGCUGCUCAGACUGAAUAAGGGUGGUGAUUUUUGGUUAUUAAAUUCAAAUAAAUGAAACCGACUGAGA